Molecule: messenger RNA, 2572 nt
Organism: Schistocerca americana (American grasshopper)
Lineage: Eukaryota; Metazoa; Arthropoda; Insecta; Orthoptera; Acrididae
Gene: not
Product: ubiquitin carboxyl-terminal hydrolase 22
Exons: 9
Coding region: 481-2115 (544 amino acids)
Biological process (GO): protein deubiquitination
Molecular function (GO): cysteine-type deubiquitinase activity; zinc ion binding
Source: RefSeq, a predicted model, not a curated record
ACCUUUUGGUUAUCUCAAGGAGAAAGUAGUUUUCGCAUUUCGUUAUCCCUUUCAUGACCUUCUGUACGAUAAAAUAAUUGAUGUAUCACAGACAUUUACAUCUUAAGUGACGAACUGUACAAUUUUUUUCUCAUAAUUAGGGGGAACAGACAUGAGUACAAUUUUUCCUGCAAUGUGACCGCUGGUGACUGAGAACGUUACACACAUGUGGUGUUUACUAAUACAAAGCAUAUCAUUGAAAUAAAUUGAACGUUUCACCUCUCAUACCCAUGUGCCAAUGAUACAUCUAUAUUUUAUGUAAUUUAUGUACAUAGCUUAGUUAAUAACUAGUAAAAACGUAAGUUGUGACAACAAGUUCCGCUUUUCGUCAUUAGAGGGGGAAAUGGCUAAGUUUCGCCGGGCGAGGUAAAGACGGUGGUCGCAAGCUGCAUGUAAACAAUUGCAAGCUGUGUCCAUUUAAAUUUUUGGGACAUUUUGGAGAUGAGCGAAAAUGGAUGCACUCAUUUGAUAAGUUUUAAAGCUUCUAAGGGAACCAAGGCUUACAAAAUAGUGUAUUCUUGCCUCGUAGCGUGCUCGUCAGCUGAGGCCCGGAGAAGAAAGGCAAUAGCAAGUCAGUGUACGGUGUGCAAGUACGGUGGGCCUCGGUUACAUUCAUGCUUGCAUUGUAUUUAUUUUGGGUGUAUUGUACGUGGUCACAUGCAGGAACAUGCGAAAGUGAAAAAACAUUUCUUAGCUGUGGAACUAACUUAUGGAAUGGUGAUGUGUUUCCAUUGUGGCGACUAUAUUUAUGAUAAGGAAUUAUCUAGUAUAGCACUAGAGAAAGAUGCACAAGUUUUCAAGAGAAUUGGGCUGUCUGUACCGUACAGACCAUGGGAACCGAGUGCAUAUGAUAUCCGUCUGCUGCGAAAUAACCCGCACAGAAGGCAUAUACUAGAGGACACAACCAUUGGUCUCAGAGGCCUAAUUAAUUUAGGCAAUACAUGUUUUAUGAACUGCAUUGUACAAGCAUUAACUCACACACCUUUACUGCGAGAUUAUUUCUUAGCAGGAAAACAUGUUUGCCAGUUUCGUGAACAACCUGGUCGGUGUUUGGUGUGUGAAGUUUCUAGGCUCUUCCAGGAGUUUUAUUCUGGUAAGAAGACACCUUUGACGUUACAUCGUUUGCUGCAUCUUAUCUGGACCCAUGCACGCCACCUAGCUGGUUACGAACAGCAAGAUGCGCACGAAUUUUUCAUAGCUGCGCUCGAUGUCCUUCAUCGUCACUGUAAGGGCACCAGCCCUCUUCCCACAAGCAAUCCACAUCAUUGCAAUUGCAUCAUAGAUCAGAUAUUUACAGGUGGUUUGCAGUCAGAUGUUGUCUGCCAAGCUUGCAAUGGUGUUUCAACUACAAUUGAUCCUUUCUGGGACAUCUCUCUGGAUUUGGGACCAGCUGCAGUGGCACAGAGUGGAACAACAGAAGGUGGAACAAUAUCACAGCAUCAACAACAGCACCACCAACAGUUGUUGCAGCAGCAACAUUCACAGCAAAGUCAGCAGCAGCAGUUGCAACAGCAGCUGCAGCAGCAGCCACAAGAACAGCAGCAGCAGUCUGCACAGUCUGAACCAACCUCUUUACUUGACUGUCUUGAAAGGUUUACAAGAGCUGAACACCUGGGGUCAUCCGCGAAGAUAAAGUGCAGUAACUGCCAGAGUUAUCAGGAGUCUACUAAGCAGCUCACUAUGAAGACUUUACCUGUUGUGGCGAGCUUCCACUUAAAGCGAUUUGAGCAUUCCAGCCGUUUUCAUAAAAAAAUAUCUACAUUCAUUGCUUUUCCGGAACAUUUAGACAUGACACCAUUUAUGUCACACCGUCGUAAUCAUAAUCACAGCUGCAGUACAGGAACCAACAACAGUAACUGUCGGAAUGUUUUGGGUGAUAACAGGUAUUCUCUUUUUGCUGUGAUAAAUCAUCUGGGUUCACUAGAUGCUGGCCAUUAUACAGCAUUUAUUCGUCAACAACGGAACCAUUGGUUUAAAUGUGACGAUCACCUUAUAACAAAAGCAAAUAUCCAGGAAGUGCUGGAUAGUGAAGGUUAUCUUCUGUUUUAUCACAAACAGUUCCUUGAAUACGAAUGAAGGUGAGGGAUACAUUAGCCCGACACUGAUUACAGUAUUAUUACCAGAUGUGCAUUCUUCAGUUGAUAUUAAUGUUGUGCAAGACAUUUCAUGAGAAAGAUCAUGAUAUACACAGUGUAACUAGAAGACUGUGUGCACAGUUGACCACUUCGGUAAACUUUGGUUCGAAGAUAAUUGUGAUACUCAUACUUCAUUUUUUAUUUCGUGGGACAGAAGUUUGAAGUUUUGUUGUUUUAUAUUGAACCUGUACUUACAGUUGCCUUCAUAUAGAAGGUGUCAUGUGAUUUUGCAUUAAAAAAUAUACCCAGAUAUGAGAAACUUUGAAACACUAACGUACCUGGUGCAGAACUGCCAUUUCUCUGUAUUUGUAUUUGUGUGUGUGUGUGUGUGUGUGUGUGUGUGUGUGUGUGUGUGUGUGUGUGUUUUAGAAAGAGAGAGAGAGAGAGAGAGAGAGAGA